GUGAAUGACCGUGUGUGUGUGUGGUGGGGGGAAUCACAGCUGGUCUGACAGAAGAAAACCUCAGAGCUGUCCGAGUGGUAUAGUGGCGCGUUUCCUCGAUUGUCUAUAGAGUUUAGACAUCUAGAAGCCUUGGUGUGAUAUUUUUGUGUAAAGAUGGUGGGUGUCACACGGUGUGUGUUGAAGAGUUUUCUCAUGAACAGCGGGAAACUGAUCAUCCCUCAGCACACAGGCGCCCUGAGGGCUCAGCUACAGACGCACGCGCGGACCAGCAGCGGUGUUUCAGACAUUCCUGGAGUAAAGGAGCGCACGUUGGUUGCCAUCAAGCCGGAUGGUGUUCAGAGGCGUCUGGUUGGUCAGAUCAUUAAACGCUUUGAGCAGCGAGGGUUCCGCUUGGUAGGUCUGAAGAUGGUGCAGGUAUCUGAAGAAUUACUGGCCCAUCAUUACGUGUCUCUUCGUAAGAAACCAUUCUACCCCAGUGUACUGCAAUAUAUGACCUCGGGCCCUGUGGUGGCAAUGGUGUGGGAGGGCCACAAUGUAAUAAAGUCAGUACGCAUGCUAGUGGGAGAUACAAACCCAGCAGAAGCUGCACCUGGAACUCUGAGAGGAGACUUUAGCAUUCAUGUUAGCAGGAACGUUGUGCAUGCCUCUGACUCGCUUGAAGUGGCACAAAAAGAGAUCUCACUUUGGUUUCAGCGCUCUGAGCUGAUUGACUGGGUGUGUUGUGAUCAUAGCAACAUCUACCAUCCAUGAGUGUGUGUGUGUGUGUGCGCGCGUGCGUGAGAGAGA
Messenger RNA from Neoarius graeffei (lesser salmon catfish), 786 nucleotides. RefSeq names its product NME/NM23 nucleoside diphosphate kinase 4 (gene nme4). The transcript is spliced from 5 exons. The record is from RefSeq and is a predicted model, not a curated record. Gene Ontology annotation, biological process: UTP biosynthetic process; CTP biosynthetic process; GTP biosynthetic process. The coding region runs from base 154 to 750 and encodes 198 amino acids. NCBI's taxonomy places the organism in Eukaryota, Metazoa, Chordata, Actinopteri, Siluriformes, Ariidae. Gene Ontology annotation, molecular function: nucleoside diphosphate kinase activity.